UUUGUGUUAUAAAGAUUAAGAUAAAAAAAAAUCCAACAAGAAAUGUCAUGUUUUGUUAAAAAAUUGAAGUCAAUGAGGAAGAGAAUUACUGGUCUGAUACCUGAUGUAAUAUCACUAGUUAUACUGUUUGGUUAUACGGGACUAAAUGUAAGUUACUAUAAAUAAAGUCUAACGAUCUAGAAAUAGAUGUUGACCAAACCAAGCUUAACUUGUCAAAUGAAGUAAAUCAACGAAAUGGGUCAACACAAAUGUUUACUAAAUAACUAACGGUAUUCUGAUUGGACAAGGUGUACAUGAACACGAAUUCAAAGAUGUCAGCCAUUCUUGAAAGAAUCCGACGUCCACCAAAGGCCAAUUUCAAAGAAGAGUAUGGUGGGCACCUAUAUUUUCUGCACUUCAAAAGAUACCGCUCGGAUUGUGCAGAUUAUCUGGUCUGGGGAAAGAAUAAGCGGUUCGAUUGCGGCUUUUGUCGGUCGAAGAAGGUAUCUUCUGGCUUUUGUCGGUGGAAAAAGAUGUCUUGUGGCCCGCAUGUUAUUUGCAAUCCUACCAUUUACAGACGUUGUUUAAGCUGUAGCAGUUAUAGUUGUUUUUUAAUUAGAUACGAACCAGUUCGCUGGAAAAUUAAAGACAAGAUAAACGCGUCUAAUGUUCUGACGUUGAUUCUCAACUCUGUGGGGAUGCCAAAAAAUUUACAGAAAUUCAAGAUUGCAUCCGGUGGGAAAAUACCAAUAUUUCCUAGUGUUGUGGGCAGAUUUUCAAAUUUAUCUACAUUAAUUGUACGGCGAAACCAAAUAGAAGAACUGCCAGAUUGUUUAAGUGAUCUUAAGAACUUAACAGUACUGGAUCUCUCUGACAAUAGUUUAAGAUCCAUUCCUCAAACAUUACUCUUUCUACGUUUAGAGAGACUGAUUCUGAAGAAUAAUAGGAUUGAAAUCAUUUCUGUUGAUGUCUUGGAGAUGAUUUAUUUAGUAGAACUAAAUGUUAAAGGUAAUCCUCUCAGAGCCCCUAAUCCAUCCAUAUGUUCAAAAGGGGUUGAUGGAAUAUUUAAAUACCUAAGACAAGUAUCUGGAAUGAUGCCACAGAUCGGAGCACAAUCAAACGCCUAUGUGACUGUGAAUACCAAGAAAGAUGUCACAGAGAUCAUAGAAUUUCAUCCUAAAAUAAUAGCUCAAAACGCAUAUGACUGCAUUUUAAGUUCUAGGUUCUUCUCAGAAACACUUCAAGAACUUUUUAUUUGCGGUGUUAAAUGUCCGGUCAUUCCGCUAUCAAUUAGUCGUUGUGUUAAUUUAAAGAUGGUUGACUUUCACGAUAAUUAUAUCGUUACGAUACCAAUAGAAAUAGUUCAUCUCCAAAAACUAGAAAUUCUAAAUCUUUCUAACAAUUCCAUCACCACCAUCCCGCCGUACGUCGGGUUUUUAAGAUCUCUAAAGCGAUUGAAUCUAGCCUCGAACAACAUGACUCAGUUACCACUCUCGUUCUUAAAUUUAACACAACUUGAAGAUUUGGACUUAUCUGGAAACAACAUGACGUCACCAUCAAUGGAUAUUUGCUCUGGAGGAAUAUCGGCCAUUUUAACUGAGCUGAGGCGCUUACGUGUUCCUCGAGCCAAUACGUUCGCCGUGGCCACGCCCUACUUAGAGGAGUAUGAGGAGUCAUUAAAGACCCUUUGUGUACAUACUUUAUUAAAGUACAAGACCAGUUUGGAACUGGAUUUAGCGUCGCCAUUUCUUAAAAGACACAUAACACAAGAAGUGGACAAAAGAGGUCCUGUGAAAAUAAUGUCAUGCAAUAUUUGUCGAAAGUUGUUCUCAAGUGAACUUAAUUUUAUAAUGCAUGACUGUCACACAGACUUUGACAUGGAUUACGUUCUGACAGUAUUAAAUUCAAACAGUUAUUUUCGGAACAGCUGAUACCAUGUACUACAGGAAUCAUCUGUGACAAGUGACUAGUUCAGGUAACCAACAAUUUAGGAAAUGAAUGUCAGGGAGGAGAAAGGAAUGUUAGGGUCAGUUAGGGAGCAGUAUGGAUUGAUAGGGAGGCGAAAGGAAUACUAGGGUAGGGGGAGAAAAGAAUGCUAUGGACAGAACGUCAUGAUAAGGGAGGAGAAAGGAAUUUCAGGGAGGAGAGAGGGGUUCUAGAGGGAGGAUAAAGGAAUCUGUAAAGGAUUGUUAAGGGAGGAUAAAGAAAUGCUACGCAGGAGAAAGGAAUGUUAAAGGAGCUAAAUCGCUAACAUUUGGGACCUAGAAAUUCACAAAAGUGGGUCGCAACGCA
Molecule: messenger RNA, 2271 nt
Organism: Patella vulgata (common limpet)
Lineage: Eukaryota; Metazoa; Mollusca; Gastropoda; Patellidae
Product: leucine-rich repeat-containing protein 40
Exons: 2
Coding region: 294-1910 (538 amino acids)
Molecular function (GO): protein binding
Source: RefSeq, a predicted model, not a curated record